AUGGUGUGGGAGGAACUUGAAGAGGACCAAGUCCAACAUAUCGAGCAAAGAGCAUGCACAGUCCAGGACUUCAUUCCGAUGCUCAAGGAAUUCAAGAAUCUCAAGCAGCUGGUCAUCACCGACGAGCAGAUGGCAAGAUCCGAAGUGAUGGACCUGCCUGAUGUUGAGGAAAGAGCGGCUAAUGCUCAUGAUGAAGUGACCCGGCUCUCCAAACUGGUGUUGAAUAUGCCAGAGGUGACGACCCGGGAGGCCAACAACCAAAGCUGGUGCGGAGCUUCCAUAACAAGUGGUUUGACACAUUGA
Molecule: messenger RNA, 303 nt
Organism: Podospora pseudopauciseta
Lineage: Eukaryota; Fungi; Ascomycota; Sordariomycetes; Sordariales; Podosporaceae
Exons: 2
Coding region: 1-303 (100 amino acids)
Source: RefSeq, a predicted model, not a curated record